AUACAUAGGCGUGAAACGUAUUUCGUUUCUACUGAUUCCCGUCAACAGUUUUGACGUUCCCAACUAGGAAGAAUGGCGAUCAGAGAUACCUUGCGCUGGUUGAUCUCCUUCGGACUGGGCUGUUUUUGUUCAAUAUUCGUUUUGCUUGGUUUGUUUGUGUAUUUCGUGAGACAUCCCAUCGCAUUUUUCUCCCGCAAGAAACGAGAUGUGAUGCCAUCAGUUCUAAACGACCCGGACUUGGGAACACAUGGCUAUGUUCACUUGGCUGAUGUAAAGAUCCACUAUGUUGCCCAGGGAGACGAGACCAAACCGUUGAUGCUGUUUGUGCAUGGGUUCCCAGAGUUUUGGUACUCAUGGCGAUUCCAGUUGCGUGAGUUCAAGAACGAUUACAGGGUUGUGGCCAUUGAUAUGAGGGGUUAUGGUGACUCUGACAAGCCUUCCGGUGUUGCCAAUUACCAGAUGUCCAAGUUGGUGACGGAUCUUAAACAGAUCAUCCCUGCUCUUGGCUACAGAUCCUGUGUGCUAGUAGGUCUGGACUGGGGAGCAGUAAUUGCCAGAAUAUUCGCCUCUAAACACCCACACAUGGUCGACAAACUCAUUACAAUGAACUGUCCCCGUCCAGACAUUAUUCACAACUAUCUGGAGACGCAUAUGUUCGAGUUGAAGAAAGUAUGGUACAUUUUAUUCUUCCAAGUCCCGUUUCUUCCUGAGUUGAUGCUGCUAGUGAAUGACAUGAAACUUAUGGAAACAACCAUGGCGGGGCCUAAUGGUAAUCUCACGGUAGGAACACUUAGCACUGAGGACAUGGAGGCCUACAAAUACGCUUUAUCUAGACCAGGUGCUGCAACCGCUGUUAUCGAUUAUUAUCGAGCUUUUAUCCGGUUCCCUCCAAGAAAGAUCUCGAAGAUCUCCUGUCCGCUGCUGGUUAUUUGGGGCUGCAAGGACAUGAUCCUGGACAGAGACAUGUCCGCUGCUGCUGCUGCUGUUGUAGACAACCAAACAGUCAAAUACAUAGAGGAGGCAGGUCACUGGGUCAUGAUGGACACUCCGGACAUAGUUAACAAACAUAUGAGAGAUUUUCUAAAGUAAAUCUUUAUUUUGCCGUUAAAUGAUAACAAUUGUUUUGAGAAGAAAUGAUUAAUUCAUUCUGGUGAUUGCUCAAAACGGCAUCGGUGCUUUGCUUGCAAUCUAUUAUGCCAACGAAACAUGCAUCAUAUUAUCAUAUUAAUUUUUCCAUCAAAAGGGAUAAAUAUUUCGAUGUCAAAACAGUUAAGGAUCUUUUUUAUAACAUUAAUUAUCAUUUAAUAACUGAAUUUUUAAAGGAAAUAACUUGAUAAAUUUUGGAUAAUAUGUUUUGUAAAAAGAUAACUGGUAUUUUAAACAUGGUAGUAUAAAUUAGCAACAGCGAUUGUUAGUGGUUGAGGAUUUUAGAUCCUCGGAGGGGGUUAAAGUAUCGUAAAAUUAUUGUCCUCCUCAGAGAAUACGUAAGUCCGCAAACUUUCAAAACUGAACUUAAACUGACCAGAUUUUUAAAACGUAGUAUUUUUGUCCUUUUAAAGUUUGGCUAAAUAUAUCCUACAAUCGCCAGCGGCUGAAGGGGUGGUGUAAAUCCAACAAGGGUCAAUGCAGGUAACAAAGGUACCAUGGUCCCUAGUAUGGUGAUCUACCUUCAGUUGUUGGCGAUCUAUAGCCUGUUUUUAUAUUGUAUCGUUCUCUACAUUUUAGAUUUAAUUACCAGUUUUAGAUACAUAUCUGUGAUGGUCUGGUUGGUUUACUGUCCUUUGUCGACAGACAUUUUAAAUUGAUUACCUUAUUGUCCCCCGCCAUAUUCAGCAGCGUCCGUCCGUCCUGAUUCUUGUUAACGCGUCGCGAUAUCUCAUGAACUGUUGUACCCAGUGUCUUCAAAUUUGGUGACAGCCUACAUUGGGGGAUUACGCAGAUAGCAGUCGAUUUGGGUGACCUUGACCUUAUCUUCAAGGCCACCCCGACACUUUGGCCAUUUUUCAAACUUAUGUAAACGAGAUAUCUCACCCAAUGUCUUCAAUUAUGCCGACAUUGGGUGAUUAUGCAGACACCAGUCAUUUGACGCACGCACGCACACACACUGAGAUUGUCAGAAAUUCCGCUUGAGGCAGAUAUGAUAACUUGCAUAUUUGACUAAUGUACUUGCUAACUAUCUUUAAUUCUUAACUUUGGUUACUAUAUAGACCAGCCAACUUUUUUCUAUUUUAUCCUUUUAUUUAACCGAGUGCUUUAACGUCAUAAUAGUUCAGGGCGAAAGUGUGUUUUAUUACACUAUACAUGGUGGUAGAGCGAACUGUAUUUCUUUUCUAAGAUGCCAAAU
This is a messenger RNA of Haliotis rubra (blacklip abalone), 2344 nucleotides long. RefSeq names its product epoxide hydrolase 4-like. NCBI's taxonomy places the organism in Eukaryota, Metazoa, Mollusca, Gastropoda, Lepetellida, Haliotidae. The transcript is spliced from 6 exons. Gene Ontology annotation, molecular function: hydrolase activity. The record is from RefSeq and is a predicted model, not a curated record. Bases 73 to 1089 code for a protein of 338 amino acids.